Aethina tumida (small hive beetle) is the source of this 481-nucleotide messenger RNA. It is a transcript of the gene ND-B14, whose product is annotated as NADH dehydrogenase [ubiquinone] 1 alpha subcomplex subunit 6. The transcript is spliced from 3 exons. Gene Ontology annotation, biological process: response to oxidative stress. The coding region runs from base 50 to 418 and encodes 122 amino acids. The record is from RefSeq and is a predicted model, not a curated record. Lineage: Eukaryota; Metazoa; Arthropoda; Insecta; Coleoptera; Nitidulidae.
AAGGAAACGUCAAAGUUACGUCAUUUUAAUAAAAAAGUUUAAUGUAAAAAUGGCUCAAGCAGUUCGACCUGCCGUUAGGCAAGUAAAACCUAUUCUUUCCUUGGACAAAGAAGAAGCUAGGAAAAGAGUACUUAGUUUGUAUAAAGCUUGGUACAGACAACUUCCAUAUAUUGUUAGAAGUUAUGAUGUUCCCAAAAAUGUAGAGCAAUGCAGAGAUAAAUUGAGAGAGCAGUUCACAAAAUAUGGGCAAGUCAAGGACGUUAGAGUUGUUGAUAUGCUAGUCAUUAAGGGUCAAAUGGAACUGAAAGAAGUGGUAAAUGUAUGGAAACAAAAGGGGCACAUUAUGUCUUAUUUCAAAGACACAGUGGAACCAAAACCCAAAGAUUUUCUGUCAAAGUUUUUGAAUGGGAAAGAAUAAGCAAAAUAAUGUGUAGCAAUUGUUUUUAGAAUGUGUAAAUAAAACAUAAAAUAAUUUUGAAAA